Molecule: messenger RNA, 597 nt
Organism: Miniopterus natalensis
Lineage: Eukaryota; Metazoa; Chordata; Mammalia; Chiroptera; Miniopteridae
Source: RefSeq, a predicted model, not a curated record
ACAAUGGGGCUCCUCUGGGGAGGGGGGAGGGAGAGUGAAAGAGGAGCUCAACUCUGGCUGCCAGGCCAUCCUGGGUGCUGCAGGAAGCAACAUGACUUAGGGACCUCUGCCCAGAGGUGCACCAGCUGUGAUGCAGCAGCCUCGAGUGGAGACAGAUGCCAUCGGGGCCGGCGAGGGGCAGCAGCCAGGGGUGCCCUGGUCCACCUGGGUCAACCGGCAGGACUGGGUGCGCUGGUGCUCGUACCAUGUGCCCCAGAGCUGGACCCAGUGGUGGGCCACGUCGACCUGGCGGCAGCCGCUGCAGCGCGUGCUGUGGAACCUGGAGGGGAUCCUCUACCUGCUGCUGGCACUGAUGCUGUGCCACGCCCUCUUCACCACCGGCUCCCACCUGCUGAGCUCCCUGUGGCCUGUGGUGGCCGCGGCAUGGCGCCAUCUGCUGCCCGCUGUCCUCCUGCUGGUGCUCAGCGCCCUGCCGGCCCUGCUCUUCACCGCCUCCUUCGUGCUGCUGUUCUCUACGCUGCUGAGCCUGGUGGGCCUCCUCACCUCCAUGUCUCACCCAGGCUACGCUCAGGACUUGGACCAAUAGAAGGGCAACCC